This is a messenger RNA of Diospyros lotus (date-plum), 810 nucleotides long. RefSeq lists its product as uncharacterized. The transcript is spliced from 2 exons. The coding region runs from base 141 to 641 and encodes 166 amino acids. Lineage: Eukaryota; Viridiplantae; Streptophyta; Magnoliopsida; Ericales; Ebenaceae. The record is from RefSeq and is a predicted model, not a curated record.
GUAUCCCCUUGUAAGGCCCCACCCCCUUGUCUUACUUAGGAACUUGAGGAAAAAAGAAAAGAAGAAACAAAACAGUCUCAUUUAUAUUCUGGAGGACACUGUUUCUUCAGAAGAAGUGCUAUCAGCACCCAUAGGAGGAGAUGAACAUGGCCUUUGAUCAGGGAAACAAGAAAUGGCGAGGAUCGGUUGGAGGCAUCGUGGAAGCACCCAUAGACCAAGUCUGGGAGACGGUCUCUCAAACCGACCAGUUACCAGAAUGGAUGCCAAUGGUUGAAAGGUGCACCAAGCUAGCCGGGGAAGAGGGCAAGCCGGGCUAUGUUAGGCUGGUUUCCGGCUUCAUGUACCCCCAAGACGAUGGAGAUAGGUCAUGGGUCAAGGAGAGGCUGGUCUGCAUGGACCCUUCUUCACAUAGUUAUGUUUACAGAAUGGAAGGAAGCAAUGUGGGCUUAGAUGGCUCUGUAAAUUCACUGAAGCUUAUAGGUUAUGGCGAUGAUUCAACUCUGGUUGACUGGAAGUUUGAAAUAGAUCCUGUUGAAGGUGCAUCCGAGGACAGCAUAAUCGAUUAUCUUGGUUUUCUCUAUAAAUCUUGUAUCAAUAGGAUUGAGGGUGCCAUACAACCUUCAGCCAGAAGGGUUGAGUAACAAGGCUAGCUAGCUGCAUUUUAAUGUAAAUAAGGCUCUUCACAUCGACAUAUCUUUCUUGUCACAAAUUAUGCAUAGAAAUUACUGAAGAAUAACAUUUUGUGCAGAAAUGCAGCUGGAAUUAUGGGAUUUACAAAUUAAAAAACAUUUCAGUUAUAAAGUACCAUUG